Protopterus annectens (West African lungfish) is the source of this 2092-nucleotide messenger RNA. It is a transcript of the gene DLK1, whose product is annotated as delta like non-canonical Notch ligand 1. The transcript has 3 exons. Lineage: Eukaryota; Metazoa; Chordata; Ceratodontiformes; Protopteridae. The annotation marks the transcript as partial. The record is from RefSeq and is a predicted model, not a curated record. Gene Ontology annotation, biological process: Notch signaling pathway. Gene Ontology annotation, molecular function: calcium ion binding; Notch binding.
AGGUGUAAGCCUGGCUGGCAAGGGGAUCUCUGUAAUGAAUGUGUUCCUUAUCCUGGAUGUUUACACGGAAGUUGUACCAGGCCCUGGCAGUGUGUAUGUGAAGAAGGUUGGUUGGGCAGCCUGUGUGACAUAGAUAUCCAUCCCUGUGCUGAAAAACCAUGCUCCAGCAAUUCAACAUGCAUAGAAACGGGUGAUGGUAGAUACGUGUGUAUCUGUGAAGAAGGAUUUAUGGGGAAAGACUGUCACCUUAAGAAAGGGCCCUGCUACAUUAAUGGCUCUCCAUGUCAAAAUGGUGGCACCUGCACAGAUGAUAAUGGUUUUGCACCAUAUGCCUCAUGCCAGUGUCCUUCUGGCUAUACAGGAACAUUCUGUGAAAUAGAUAAAGAUGACUGUGACCCUAAUCCAUGCUUCUCUGGUGGGAUAUGUACAGAUCAUGGAAACAGCUUCAGUUGUCAUUGUCCAGAUGGCUACACUGGACAGCUGUGUAGGACUAGAAUAUCAACUUGUCUAAGUAACCCAUGCGGAAAUGGAGGAACAUGCCACAAGAAUGAAGAAGGUGGAUUUGAAUGCAUUUGCAAGCAAGGAUUUUUUGGGAAAACCUGCAACUACAUGAACAAAACUGGGAGCAGCUACAUUUUCAGUCCAGAAGUCAGACAUGCUCAGCAUUAUAAUGUACCCCCAAAUACUUUUCAUAGGUCUGUACAUCAUCAACAGCGUGAACUGCUGAAGAUCACAAUGAAAGAGACAAUACAGAAUUCAGAUCCACUCCUCAAUAAAAGCCAGCUAAUUUGUUUCAUUGUGCUUGGCUUACUCACAUGCCUUGUUAUCCUGGGGACAACAGGAAUUGUAUUCUUCUCUAAGUGUGAGGUAUGGUUUGCUAAUGCAAAGUAUAGUCACUUGCUGCACAAGCAGAGAAGCCACUUCCUGAGAUCCAACAAUGGAGAAGAGCUAUCAGUUAAUAUCAUUUUCCCAGAGAACAUCAAAUUGACAAACUACAGUAAGAAUUACACAGCUAUAUAAUUUUGUAGAGCAAGAUGUCACAUUUCAAGACAAAUAUUUUACACGAUGCAGUUUAUUAGUAAAGAUGUCCUUACGGUACCGCUUCUGCAUAUCUGUUUAUGAAUUGAAUGUAUUUACAUUACAGUUGUACUAAAUAUAUUACCUUUAUUUACUUAUUUUUCUUUUAUGUUAAAUUAUUUAUUCAAAUUAAGCAGCAGCCCAUUUCAUUCAUUGCACUAAAAUUAAUUCUCUAGCUAGCCAUUAGAAAGUAUAACUCAAUUAAGACAUUAAGAUAGAUCAUAGCAUAUCAUCUGAUUUUUGUGAGUGGUGUUAGACUUGUUAUGUAACAAAGCUAAAGAUUUGCACGUUAAAUAGUUUGUUAUUAAAAUGGAUCUAGAAGGUGGUUUAAUAUUUUUUCUAUAUAAAUAAAAAGAAAGUGAUGUACGGCAGGUCUUUUUGUCACACUAGUUUAAAAUCUAAAAACAAAAAGCUCAGUUGUAGAUUCCAGAAACAUGAAUUUCAUUCUGAAGUGCCAAAUCACAUUUUGAUGCUAACAAGUUGCUUCUAAUUCAAAUUCUUGUACCUGGAAGUAUCUUAUGUGGUAGGAUAAUCAUGUGUUUCUUUUAAAAAUGAAAGGAAAACUUAGUAGUGUCAUUGAUUUAAUUUAAAAUAAAAAAUGUGCCAUGUUUUCUAUUCAGACAGAAGAGGUUAUCAUAUGAUUAUAGUGUAAUUGUUGCAGGAACCUAAAGCAGUCACAAUGCAACUAUUAAAUAAAGAAUAGAACAGCUAUGGCAGUUCUGUCGUUAUAUAUUCAUAGAGCAAUGUUUAGAAACUGCAUUCGUUUAGUAUAAUUAUUCUGAAAGUUAAUGUGUUUUAAACAGAGGUAACAUCAUAUUUUUUCAGACAUGGCAAUUGCAUGCAUGUUUUCACUUACAGCUAUAUGCUCCAAGUGUCAUGUAUAUCUUUUAAGAUUCUGCAUAAUUUUUACCCAGAAUAUUUGGAUGUGCUUUCACUUUUUUUCUAAUGUCCCCAAAAGCAUGGUUAUUUGGCGAAGCACUGAUAAAUGUAAUUAAAUCGAUUAAUUUCCAUUGAA